Molecule: messenger RNA, 2108 nt
Organism: Brassica oleracea var. oleracea
Lineage: Eukaryota; Viridiplantae; Streptophyta; Magnoliopsida; Brassicales; Brassicaceae
Product: D-3-phosphoglycerate dehydrogenase 1, chloroplastic-like
Exons: 2
Coding region: 164-1960 (598 amino acids)
Biological process (GO): L-serine biosynthetic process
Cellular component (GO): chloroplast stroma
Molecular function (GO): phosphoglycerate dehydrogenase activity; NAD binding
Source: RefSeq, a predicted model, not a curated record
CCGAGAAAAAAGCUUUCUCCUCAAUCGCUAAUAAUAUUCCGCGAAGGCGCGUGAGAUCACACCAAACCCCUAUAAAAACGCCGACGUCGCCUCUCUAACCAUUCAGAUCUCUCUCUCCAUCCCUCUCCCACUCGUGCCACCAACUAACAUUUUCACGUUAGCAAUGUCAGCCGCCGCGUCUUCCACGAUCUCCGUCGCCACCACCAACCCCCUCAAGAGCUUGUCCCUCUCUUCCAGAUCGCCUCUCCCCUCCGCCUCUUCCAUCUCCUUCCCUUCCCGCAACCCCCGCCGACUCGUCCUCGUCUCCUGCACCACCGGAGACGGAUCCAAACCCACGAUCCUCGUCGCGGAGAAGCUCGGCGACGCCGGAGUGAAGCUCUUGGAGGAUUUCGCCAAUGUCGACUGCUCUUACAACAUGACACCCGAGGAGCUCAACACCAAGAUCUCCCUCUGCGACGCGUUGAUCGUUAGGAGCGGGACAAAGGUUGGCCGCGAGGUUUUCGAGUCGUCUCGUGGACGUCUCAAGGUUGUUGGACGCGCUGGUGUUGGCAUCGACAACGUGGAUCUGAGAGCGGCGACGGAGUUUGGCUGUCUUGUCGUAAACGCCCCGACGGCGAACACGAUCGCUGCCGCGGAGCAUGGGAUAGCGCUUUUGGCCGCCAUGGCUAGGAACGUUGCUCAAGCUGAUGCGUCUGUUAAGGCUGGGGAAUGGAAGAGGAACAAGUAUGUUGGCGUUUCACUCGUCGGCAAGACUCUUGCAGUAUUGGGAUUCGGGAAAGUCGGGACCGAAGUCGCUCGUCGUGCCAAAGGUCUCGGCAUGCGUGUCAUCGCUCACGAUCCCUACGCGCCAGCAGACCGUGCACACGCCAUCGGCGUUGAGCUAGUCGGCUUCGGCGAAGCCCUCGCCACCGCUGAUUUCAUCUCUCUCCACAUGCCUCUCACGCCGGCGACAUCCAAGAUACUCAACGACGAGACCUUUGCCAAGAUGAAGAAAGGAGUUCGCAUCGUGAACGUCGCUCGCGGAGGUGUGAUAGACGAAGACGCGUUAGUGAGGGCCCUUGAUGCUGGGAUCGUUGCUCAGGCCGCGCUUGAUGUUUUCACCAAAGAGCCGCCGGCUAAAGACAGCCCUCUGGUGCAGCACGAGAGGGUCACGGUGACGCCUCAUCUUGGAGCCAGCACGAUGGAGGCUCAGGAAGGAGUUGCGAUUGAGAUCGCUGAAGCUGUUGUUGGAGCUUUGAACGGAGAGCUCGCUGCUACUGCGGUCAACGCGCCUAUGGUCUCUGCUGAGGUUCUGACGGAGCUGAAACCGUAUGUGGUGCUAGCUGAGAAGCUAGGGAGACUAGCGGUGCAGCUGGUGGCCGGAGGAAGCGGCGUGAAGAACGUGAAAGUGUCGUACACGUCAGCACGAGCCACUGAUGAUCUAGACACGAGGCUUCUAAGGGCCAUGAUCACAAAGGGAAUCAUCGAGCCGAUCUCUGACGUAUACGUCAACUUGGUCAACGCUGAUUUCACAGCUAAGCAGAGAGGUCUGAGACUCUCGGAGGAGCGUGUGGUCUUGGACGGGUCACCAGAGAACCCGUUGGAGACGAUAACUGUGAAGCUAGGGAACGUGGAGUCGAAAUUCGCGAGCUCCUUGUCUGAAUCAGGAGAGGUCAAAGUAGAGGGAAAGGUUAAAGACGGAGUCCCGCAUUUGACUAAGGUUGGAUCAUUUGAGGUGGAUGUGACUCUUGAAGGUAGUAUCAUACUGUGCAGGCAGGUGGAUCAACCAGGUAUGAUCGGUACGGUGGGGAGCAUUCUUGGAGAGUCUAAUGUUAAUGUUAACUUCAUGAGCGUUGGAAGAAUCGCACCGAGGAAGCAAGCUAUUAUGGCGAUUGGUGUAGAUGAUCAGCCGAGCAAGGAGACUCUUAAGAAGAUUGGGGAGAUUCCAGCGGUGGAAGAGUUUGUUUUCCUCAAGCUCUAGUUUGGUGUGUUGUUUGAUUAUUUGAAUGUGAGGAUUUGAUGUGGGUUUAAGGCAAUAAUGUUAUUCUUGGCUUUCUUACAGUUUUGGUAAUGUUUGAGACUUGAGAGUAAUAGUAGUAUCUUUGAUGUUUUCAACUUUAUGGUUCAUU